Molecule: messenger RNA, 1155 nt
Organism: Aureobasidium melanogenum CBS 110374
Lineage: Eukaryota; Fungi; Ascomycota; Dothideomycetes; Dothideales; Saccotheciaceae
Exons: 2
Coding region: 1-1155 (384 amino acids)
Cellular component (GO): membrane
Source: RefSeq, a predicted model, not a curated record
AUGUCUAAUAACGGGCAAGAUGACGAGGCCAACCUCUCAAGAUCGCCAAGCAAUGCUUCUCAGACAAGACUGAAUGCCUUCAAAUCAAUCUGGCGCAACAACAAAGGCGUCUUCUUGAUUUUGCUCGCUCAAGCCACGGGAUCCACUAUGGAUGCUAUUGUCCGCUUUCUACAACAGGGAGGACAUGGAAUGCAUCCAUUUCAAGUCAUUUUUGCGAGAAUGAGUAUUACGGCUCUGCUGAGUACGAUUUACAUGUGGCACACUAAAGUCCCUGAUUUCCCGCUUGGAGCACCUGCUGUUAGGGGAUGGUUGAUCUUGAGAGCAUUGGCUGGAUUCUUUGGGUUGUUCUGUUUAUACUAUUCGGUACAUUAUCUUCCUCUAGCUGAAGCGACGGUCUUCCGCUUCUUGGUUCCUAUUAUUACAGCAUGGGCUUGUUCGGUGUUCCUUGGACAGUCAUUCAGUAGGACUGAGUUUCUGGCUGGAGUCAUCGCCCUGCUCGGAGUUGUGAUCAUCGCUCACCCAGCAGCCAUCUUCGGCAGAGUCGACGACGACAUCAAGGUCCCUCACCAGCCAAACAAGAUCGAUCAAGUAUCAGCCGGACAACGCCUCCUUGCCAUCUUUGUCUCUGUCAUCGGAGUCCUAGGCGCCUCUGCUGCAUACACUUUAAUCCGUGUCAUCGGCUCUCGCGCCCACGCCCUCAUCUCAGUAAACUACUUUGCCCUAAUCAGCACUUUUGGUUCCGCAGGUGCAUUAAUCGUUCUCCCAGGCAUGAAAUUCACCAUGCCCAACGGAGCACGAGAAUGGCUCCUUCUCUCUCUCCUCGGUAUCCUCGGUUUCGUGUUGCAAUUUCUACUUACUGCUGGCUUGCAAUUGGACAGAACUAGCAAGGCGACUAGUAUGCUGUAUACUGGUAUUUUGUUUGCACUUGCCUUUGACUGGGCGAUUUGGGGUGUCUUUCCCGGCUUUUGGUCGUGUGUGGGAGGUGUCGUUGUUAUUGCUAGCACGCUUUGGAGUGCGUUGCAGAAGUCGAAGGGGGCUUCUCAGAGUGCUGUGACUAAGAAGGAAGUUGUUGAUGAGGAAAGUGCUCUCCUUGGUGCGCAGACUGAGGGCAAUGAGGAUGCUGCUCGGGCAGGUGCGACUCGCGAGUCUGCGUAA